Podarcis lilfordi (Lilford's wall lizard) is the source of this 17958-nucleotide messenger RNA. Lineage: Eukaryota; Metazoa; Chordata; Lepidosauria; Squamata; Lacertidae. The record is from the annotation of a GenBank genome assembly.
AUGGCGGCGGCGGCCGCCUUCCCGCGCGCCCUCUUCCCGGGCUACUUCCAGGCGGGGCCGCCCAGCCGCCGGCGCAGCGCCUCCCGGGCCAGCCCGCUGGUGGCCGGGUGGGGCUGCUACGGGCAGGUGCUGCCCGACCCCGCGGCGCCCGGGCAGGUGAGGGGGCGGGGCUAGGAUGGGUGGGGAAGAGGGGGGCCAGGUGAGGGGGCGGGGCCCAGGACAGAGGGGGCGGGGCUAGGAGAGGUGGGGAAGAGGGGGCCAGGUGGGGGCGGGGCCCAGGACAGAGGGGGCGGGGCUAGGAGAGGUGGGGAAGAGGGGGUCAGUUGGGGGGGCGGGGCCCAGGACAGAGGGGGCGGGGCUAGGAGAGGUGGGGAAGAGGGGGGCCAGGUGGGGGGCCAGGGCCCAGGACAGAGGGGGCGGGGCUAGGAGAGGUGGGGAAGAGGGGGGCCAGGUGGGGGGCCAGGGCCCAGGACAGAGGGGGCGGGGCUAGGAUAGGUGGGGAAGAGGGGGGCCAGGUGGGGGGCCAGGGCCCAGGACAGAGGGGGCGGGGCUAGGAGAGGUGGGGAAGAGGGGGCCAGGUGGGGGGCGGGGCCGAGGACAGAGGGGGCGGGGCUAGGAUAGGUGGGGAAGAGGGGGGCCAGGUGGGGGGCCAGGGCCCAGGACAGAGGGGGCGGGGCUAGGAGAGGUGGGGAAGAGGGGGGCCAGGUGAGGGGGCGGGGCCCAGGACAGAGGGGGCGGGGCUAGGAGAGGUGGGGAAGAGGGGGCCAGGUGAGGGGGCGGGGCCCAGGACAGAGGGGGCGGGGCUAGGAUGGGGGAAGAGGGGGCCAGGUGAGGGGGCGGGGCCCAGGACAGAGGGGGCAGGGCUAGGAUGGGGGGAAGAGGGGGCCAGGUGAGGGGGCGGGGCCCAGGACAGAGGCUGCCUGGCUGCCGUCAGGGGUGGGCAGCGGGGACCCCCCUCUCGCCGCCAACCCCCCCCUAUUUGCCCCACAGGACCCGCCCCGCUUCGUCCCCCGCCGCCUCCCGAAGGGCAUCGGGGAGAGAUGGACGCCCAGCGAAGCCGCCCCGCUGCCCCUGAUGCUGCCCAGUGCUGGUGAGCGUGCCCUCGAGCAGGAGAACCCGCGACCCCAGCAGGGCUGCUGCCAGGGGUGCCAACCUGAAUCAUAUAAGGGGGGUGGGCAGGUGAAUAGAUCACAUGACACGGUGCACGCGCAUCAUUUGAAUGGCAACGCCCAUCAGCUUGGGUGGGCAUGUUUUAUUGGGGGUGGGCAAAACCCCCUGGCCCCUCAGAGUUGGCGCCAAUAGAUGCCGCUGAUCCAAAUGUCAGAAUAGCCCCAUCUGGUCCAGCAUCCUGUCCGCACAGCGGGCAAUGCCCCAAAGAACUGAGACAGACUGCCUCUAGGCCUGGAGGCUCCCAAAGAGCUGCUGGAUCAGGCCAAAGCGGCCGUCCUGUUCUGGGACCCUGUUCUCCCAGAGGCCAAGCUGAUGCCAGGGGAAACCAGGGGGCAGAACACAGGCACAACUCUCCCCUCCGGUGGGUUUCCAGCAACUUGUACUGGGAAGCUUUGCUGCCUCUCUGGAGGGAGAGCGGAGCCACUGGGGCCGCCAAGAGCCUCUCCUCCUCCUGGAAUUGAUCCAGUCCUCUUCUCAAGCCCUCCAGGUUGUGGUCAUCUCUGCCUCCGGUGGGAGGGAGUUCCACAGUUUAGCCAGGCUCCUGUGAACUGGCCUUUUGCUUUCUGGGGUGUCAGGCGGAAGCCUCUGCCUGGAGACAUUGGGGACCAAAGGCAGGGCUCUCAGCCUGUGCCCAAGAGGUGCCCGCUGUGCCGGUGGCAGACGGACUCUCCUUCUCUCCCAGGUUCCAGGGUGCCCCCCGUGACUCCCCACGACAUCCUCUUGCAGGGACUGAUGCUGCGCUCCUCGGAAGCCACCAACUCUGGCGCCCAGGCUGCCCUGGGCUUCCCAGAUCAGGUAGUCAAGAGGGGGCCACUGGAGGGGGGUGCUGGAGGGCAUCUGUGGGGGAUGAGACCCCGGGCAAAGGCCCAGCCUGUCCCCUCUCUGCUCCUGCAGCUGGGCGCCUUCUUUGUGGACUAUCCGGACGUGGCCUUUGGCACCAUGGGGCAGCUCCUCCAGGACAACUUCCACCUGGGAGAUGUGCCAGUCCAGGUGAGUGACCCUCCCUUGUCGCUGCCCAGAGAGUUGGGUCCUGCCCCUCUGGUGUGGGGCAGAGCAAAGGGAUGCUGGUGGAGGGAGGAGCCUCCUUCAGGCCAGGAGUUUGUUUGUUUGUUUGUUUGUUUCAUUGAUAGCCCACCUUUCAAUACAUGGUAAUCCCCACAGAACUCUAGCCCAAUGGUUGCCAUUAAUUUGAUUUGAACUGAUUUUAGAAUGAAUUGAUUUUAGAUGCUGUAUUAUUUUACUGUUGUUAGCCAUUCUGAGCCCGGCUUCGGCUGGGGAGGGCGGGAUAUAAAUAAAAUAUUAUUAUCAUCAUCAUCAUCAUCAUCAUCAUCAUUAUUAUUGAUUUCCCCCUCCUCUUUUAAUCCCCCCAAUAAUAACCCAGUGAGCUGGGUUGUCCUGGGCCAAGAGGCGCUGACUGGCCUAAGGUUCCUUAGCUUCAUGUCCAAAUGGGGGAUUCGAACCCUGGUCUCUCAGUCUGACACUCUAACCACUAGACUGCAGUGCCAUCGUGACUUGAGGCAUGCUUGGUUUCCCCGUUCUCUUCCGUUCCCUCCUGGCUGCCCCUCUCUUCUCCUCCGUCGGGGGGGGGGGGGAGAGACUCUUUCUUGGGGCUUCGUCUGACCCUCUUGGCUGCUUCCAUCCCCUGCAGAGGAAAAAGCGGCGCAAUGUCUGCCGGGUGAGCCGCCUGCUGAAGCACAUCGAUGCCCCUGAUGCCGUGAGGUGAGUGACUCGCCUUGGUCAGGGUGGGGCGCAAAAGCGGGGCAGGCGGGUCUUGGGGCUGGCGCUCUGGGUUAAACCACAGAGCCUAGGGCUUGCCGAUCAGAAGGUCGCAAUUCGAAUCCCUGCGACGAGGUGAGCUCCCAUUGCUCAGUCCCUGCUCCUGCCAACCUAGCAGUUCGAAAGCACGUCAAAGUGCAAGUAGAUAAAUAGGUACCACUCCGGCGGGAAGGUAAACAGCAUUUCCAUUCACUGCUCUGGUUCCAAGCGGCUUAGUCAUGUUGGCCACAUGACCUGGAAGCUGUACGCUGGCUCCCUCGGCCAGUAAAGCAAGAUGAGCGCCGCAACCCCAGAGUCAUCCAUGACUGGACCCAAUGAUCAGGGGUCCCUUUACCUUUUUAGAUCAAGACCACCCCCAGAAACAUCAUACAUGCAUCACAGAAAAGGCGGUCUAAAACAGAAAUUUGAGUCUUGUUUUUCUCCUGUCCUUGUUUAUCUCCUGUCUGGCAGGUUACUUGAUUGGAUUGCCUGGGGAGCCUGGCCAGUCUUUUGUAAUGAUAAAUACUUAGUUCCUGAGCCAGGUCACAGGCUCACCCUAUUCAAACACAGACAUACCCUAAAGACAGGAUUUGUGAAGGAAAAGACAAUGGGGAGGCUUUUCCAUUUUCCUUUGACCUUGCAGAGAAAGCAUUGGGACAGUUGGGAAUAAAAAAUGGUUCCAGGUCAGUCUUCCUGUGCUGACCUGUGUACGUGCUCGGUUGGCACACUUAUGAACAUUUAACAUAUAUCUAAGACCUCAAAAUUCCUAUCCCACCCCACAGCUGCAGCUUCUUUGGGGGCAAGAGCAUCAUGCGCCUGUGCCGGGACUGGCUCUUUGAGCUGCCCCUGGAGCUGAUGGCCGACUGGCUGCACGAGGACCUGGCGGAGCAGUGGAGGCGCCUUUCCUUCGAUGAGACCCCAACCGGGGGGGCCUUGGCCUGGCUGCCCAGAGAGGGCAGUGGGGGGCCGUCGUCCAGGGGCUGCCUGGUGUACCCCUCUGGGGAGGCCAUGAACCAGCUCUGUAUCCUUUUCCGUGGGCAAGAGGCACUUGGUUGCAGCCAGGUGGCGAGGGAGAGCUCUGGGGCUCUGACCUUUCUUAUAAUAAUAAAUAAUAAUAAACUUUUAUUUAUACCCCGCCCUUCCCAGUUCAAAAACCGGGCUAAGGGCGGCUAACAACAAAUUUAAAACACUUAAUUAUAAAAGCAGCAUAAAAUAUGGUAUAAAGACAUGAAUGACAAUAACAUUCAAAAAUCAAUUAGAUAAUCCCCAGGGCUAGCUGGCUGAAUUGGUCCUACUUGGGACAGCGUGGUGGCCAGGGGAGAAUCAGCUGUGGGGUCUCAGAGUGAGAGAUCUUCAUAAAAGGGGAGAAGGAGGGAAGAGAAGGGAAAUAAAAGAUCAGGCUGAAUUCAAAUUAAAGGCCAGGCAGAAUAGCUCUGUCUUACAGGCCCUGCGGAAGGAAGUUAAAUCCUGCAAGGCCCUAGUCUCCUGGGACAGAGCAUUCCACCAGGUUGGAGCCAUCACUGAGAAGACCCUGGUGGAGGAUAGUCUGACUUCCUUAGGGCCCGGGACCUCUAAACUAUGGUUAUUCAUGGGAUGUGAGGGCGAUCUGGCUGCGACAUCUGUCACCCCAUUGAUUGCCAGGGUUGAUUCGGCUGAUCUGGCUGGCUGGGCGGGUGUCCCCUUCCUCCCUCACCGCUCCAUGUGCGUCCCUCCCAAAGCUGCGCGCUCGGUGGAAGAGGACGACCAUCCCAGAUAGAAGGAGUGUACCGUUCUUCGGUCGGGGGUAUGCGAUAGCUGCGCUCCCCUGCUAGAACCUCCAAACAAGCUCAAGGUCCAUUUGUAGGAGAACGUAGGGUAGUCAAGCUUCCAAGACUCCAGACACAUCCAAGUAAGGCGCUGCAUGUGGCAGUUUGCCAUUCUUAAAAAAUAAUAAUAAAAAAAAAAUAAACUAUGGUUAUUCAUGGACCUUAAGUUCCUCUGCGGGGCAGACCAGGAGAGGCGAUCCUGUAAAAACAAGGGCCCUAAGCCACAGAGAGCUUUAAAGGACCAGCACCUUGAACAUGACCCUAUACUCUUCCGUGAAUCUCGCAUGUGGGUUUUCUGGGUGGUCUCUCCCCGCCCCACCUGUCUGCCAUGUCCCUCCCCCUGCCAGACCUCUCCUUCCUCUCCCUCGAGACCCCCCACCCCCGUACCCCUUCCUUAGCUGCUCCUUCAUCAGGCUUCCAAGACGUGGCUCUGAAGCCCACCGCCAGCGGCUCCCUGAGGCCUCGAACCCGCGGCCGCCCUGCCCAGUUUGAGCUCAAUGGCCGGGUCCAGCAAGUGGCAGCCGCCCAGGUGGACGGCAUUGGUGAGUGAGGCGUCUGCCGGAAAUCGCUGCCCUUUCUCCCCCAGUAUUAUUCGGAGGGUGCUAAGCCUGGUCUCUCUGCUCUGCCUCCCCCAUGCACAGACUUUGUUGGGGUGCGCUCAGAUUACCACUGCGGCGCAUGGAAGAUGAAGCCGGGAGGAGCCCCCGCCCUGCUCCAGGUGGCUGGCACAGAGACCCCCUGCUCCUCCAUCGCAGUCAGGUAAGAGGGAAGCAACGGGGGCUUGGCCCAAAUUUAAUUUUUUAAAAAACCUGCCCUUGUGAUGUGAAGGCAAAGUCUGUUUGGGUUCAGCCUCCUCGACUCUCUGGCCCCUCUUGUUGCGUUCCAGAGACAAGGAAGGAUUGGACCCUGAUGAAUAAAAUACACACGAGGCUUGGCCAGCAAAGCUCUGGAAGUGCGAAUAAUAAUCCGUCACACCCUGGGCCAGGCCCCUUUUAUUAACAAAAGAACUUUUAGCACAGCGCUUGUAAGAACCAAUCAGAUGUCCUCUGAGCAUUUCAAAAACCCCACGUGGGACAAAGUCAGAUCAGAGAAAUCCUUCUAACAACAAAGAAACUACCGUAUUUUUCGCUGUAUAGGAUGCAUUUUCCCCCUCCAACAAUUAAGGGGAAAUGUGUGUGCGUCCUAUGGAGCGAAUGCAGGCUCCUUGGCUUCCGCGAUAGCAACGCGAAGCCUCUGAAGCGCAGAGGGAGCGCUCCCUCCGCACUCCGGAGGCUUCGCGUUGCUUUUGCUGAAGCCUGGAGAGCGAGAGGCGUCGGUGCGCACCAACCCCUCUUGCUCUCCAGGCUUCAGGGAUAGCCACCUGAAGCCUGCGGAGUGCAGCGCGAGUUCCCACUGUGCUCCGCAGGCUUCAGGUUCCUUUCGCUGAAGCCAGGAGAACAAGACUCCCGGCUUCAGCAGAGAGGGAGAGCUGCGCAGCGCCCCUUCAGCCAAGCGGCAGGAGAAAUGGAAGGGGCUCCGUUUCUCCUGCCGCUUCGCUGAAGGGGCGCUGAGCAGAGAGGGGGAGAAUAUUUUUUUCUUGUUCUCCCCCUCUAAAACAAGGUGCGUCCUAUGGUUCGGGUGCGUCCUAUAGAGCGAAAAAUACGGUAUUUCCUACUUGAGCUUGCAUACAUAGUUCAGAGUAAAUAAAAUAGGAAUCAAGGAGGAAUGCGUUUAGCAAACCCCGGAGGUCAUAAACAGCAGUAAACAGGAAAGGAAGGACAGGUAGUAUUUACCAUCUCCUUGUGAACUCUCUUCCUGGCCCUUAAGAUCUAUCUAAAGAUUAACAAACUACAUCAAAGUUACAUACUAUAUUUGUGGCUCUGGAUGCCUGGUGAAGCAACCGGUCUGUGUUUCAGAAUGCUUAUACGUGCUUGUCAGGCAUAGAAAAUGAACAGUAGAGAAGAUGGGCAGAGAUGCAGAGGCUUGUGGGAUUUCAUCAGAAAUUAUUGUCAAUGAAUCAAGCCCAGUCAAAGCAAUGCUUUCAUCGCUGGCACAAUGGCGUUCUCCAUUUUUCAUAAUUCCUCUUAGCAAUCCCACCUGACCCCCACACCUCUCAUCAAAGGGGUCUCUUCAGCUUUCCUGGGGCCGUGAGACUGUUCUGUGUGCCCCACCCCAACCACCCCCCCGACCCAAUCUGCAUGCCCAACACACGGAAUUUAUCACCCUUUUAUCUAAACAAAGAAGUGCCGCGCUGUGAAAUUCGUUAAAAGAUCAAACUGUUGGAUAGAAAAGAGAGAAGUAUUGCCAGCCCAUAGAGAAUCUCUUGGGGAGGGGCGUCUGGGUGCCACCACAGAGAAGGCCCUGCUGCGCUGCGUCCCAGCCAGCCCCCCAACCUCCCGAUGGCAGCAGACUCCCUUUUUAUGUGUAUUGCUAAUGCUAACCAUCCCUUAAACGUUCUUUAUUACUCGUGGUUAACUGAUCUUAAUUGAUGCUUUUAAUAUUCCUUAGCAGUUUUAUUGCAAGCAAGUCUAGUGGGGUAGAAAUCUUGCUACCUGAAGAUAGAACGGGGCUUGAGAGGCUGCAGUGGGGCAGGCCUGGGGCUGGAGCCAAGUCUGGGGAGGGGGCCGGGGGUCUCUGCUUCCCCUGCUACGCAUGAUGCCUCUCCUGUCUCCCUUGCAGCCCCCACCUGCCUGGCGAGCUCUCCUUCUGCACCCACGGAGGAUCCCUCUAUGUCUGGAAUGUGGAGACAGGGUGAGCACUUGGGGGGGCUUAUAAGAGCCCCCCUCGCCUUGUAUGCAGAUGAAGAUGGAUGGGGGGGGAGAAGACAUGCUUGGCCCUGUCUCUGGAGGGGAGGGGGUGCAAAGGGAGGGUUCAAAAGCCCCUGAGGAUUACAUUUUGGAGUGAGGAAAGGAAAGGAAAGGGAAUGAGAAGUUACUUUGGAAACGCUUUCUUCUGAUUUCUGCUCCCUUGAAACAGGCAAAACAGAGAAUGCUGAAAUUCCUUGGGUGACUUUCUCUCCCAAUAAACGAAGGGCUGUUUUUAAAAAAAAUGUGGAGUUGGAAGGUUCCCCAGGGGUCAUCUAGUCCAGCCCCCUCCCCCCCCCCGCGCACAACGCAGGAAUGUCAGCUAAAGUCCUGGCAGCUGGCCUAUUUGACCCCUGUUGAAAAACCUCCAGGGAAAGAGAGUCAAGUGUUGGAGUCGUCAGCGACUCAACCUUCGUAUUUGGGGCUUCAGGUUUGAGUAUUGUAGGAACCUGGCUAUGUACUGAGAUGUCCCGGGGGAUGCAGUUGUGGACUUCUGACCUGCAGACUCAGAGGCGUUUGAAAGGGAGACCUUCCCCCAAAUGCAACGGGGCGAGGCCCGUGCCGGCAGCCACCCCGGGCCCAGUCCCAGAAGCCAGCCCCUUCUCCUGCCCCCUUCCUGGAAGAUUCAGGAUGGAUAAAAGGAAGUUACCGUAUUUUUCACGCCAUAAGACGCACCUGACCAUAAGAUGCACCUAGUUUUUAGAGGGAGAAUGCAAGAAAAAAAUAUUCUUUAAAGGGAGCACUGAGCAUAGCAUGUAUGCAUCCCAGGCUCUGCUCAGCGCUCCCUUUCACGAGCCUCACGGAGCGUGUGUGCGGUGCUUGCAGGCUUUUCCCCGAGGAGGGAGAAGGGCAGUCCGGCUGUCCUUCUCCCUCCUCGGGGAAAAGCCCCCAAGGGCCACACACACACUCCGUGCGGCUCUUUAAAGGGAGCGCGGCUCUUGGGGGCUUUUCGGGGCAUGGGGGAAGGGACUGAGGGGCUAAGCCAGAAGCUAGAACAGCAAGAGGGAGCGCUUUCCCCUUACUUUUUAGAAGGGAAAAAGUGUGUCUUAUAGAGCGAAAAAUACGGUAUUCAUGCAGCACAUCAUUAGACUGUGGAACUCUCUGCCAUAGGAGGCAGAGAUGGCCACCAACCGGGAUGGCUUUAAAAGAGGAUCCUGCUGGUGGGUUUCUCACAAACAUCUAGUUGGCCCCUCUGAGAACGGGAUGCUGGACUGGCCGGAUCCAGCAGGCUCUGAAUAUCCCCCAGAGCUGUGUUGGGCUGGCACCCUGAGGCUGGCAUGGAGUGCAGGUGAGCCAUACUCUGCCCCCGCUAGAAGAGCUGAGCCAAGCGCCAGUCCGCCAUGCCCUCUCCUUCUUGCCAGGCUCCAGCGGCUGCACCAGGACAGCGAGACCCUCUUCUUCCGGGACCCUUCCCCUUGGCGAUGGAGCGAGUUUACUGCCCACCCGCGGGUGCUCAGCUUUGCCGACCGUACCGGCCUGGUGGGGAUUGACCAGAGGGUGAGACUCCGGGGGGGGGGAGGCGGGGAGAGGAGAUUCUGCAAGGGGGCUCCGCACUUCCUGCUGCUGCUGCCCCACCCAAGGCAGGUUCGGGGGACGAGAGAAGCCUCCAGGGUGGCACCAGGGGACUCUGCUCUCCGGGGCUUAGGCUGCUCCUCUGGUUCCCCCAGGUGUCCUCUCAACAUCGCGUGGAGCUCUUCAAGGUGGGGGGCGAGGCAGACUGCCAGCGGGGGGAGCGCGUGGUCCUCGCCAAGUACCUGGGCCAGGCUGAGCCCUACCAGCACCUCGUUGCCACGCAGGUGAGUGCCAGGGCUUUCCUCAUUCUCCAGAGACGGGCACAGGGGUCCUCUUGAGACUUCCCAAGCUGGAGGGGGGGGUGUUCAUGAACUUGUGUGGAAAUCAUGCCUGAGGUGGAAAUCAUGGGGGCAACCAGGGUGGAUUUGAUUUAAAUCAGAUCGAUUCAAAUCACAAUUUAAAUCACUAGUCAGUAAGAUUUGGUUUAAAUCACUAGUCUGUAAGACUUGAUUUCAAUCAUUUUUUUUACAGAAAGUCUCCUUCUUAUUGGUAUAAUCUUAAUAUUUAAAACCAGAUGAAGGUUUCCCUUUUGGAAUAAUAAAAUUUCAGAGUAGUUUUUACAGUUAUUUCAAAAAUUACUGAUUUGGUUGUACUAUUAGAAAUACAUAGACAGAGAAUUAUGAAAUUAUUGUGAGGAUUAAUAAGUUAACUCUAUAUUUGGACAACUUUUCUGCUGUACUUUAUUGGAAGGAGAAAAAUAACAACAACAACAACAAUUGAUUAUACCUCGACCAUCUGGCUGGGUUUCCCCAGCCACUCUGGGCAGCUUCCAACCAAAUAUUAAAAUACAGUAAUGCAUCAAACAUUAAAAGCUUCCCUAAACAGGGCUGCUUUCAGAUGUCUUCCCACAGUCUGGUAGUUGGUUUUCUCUUUGACAUCUGGUGAGAGGGCAUUCCACAGGGCGGGUGCCACUACCGAGAAGGCCCUCUGCCUGGUUCCCUGUAACGGCUUCUCGCAGUGAGGGAAUUGCCAGAAGGCCCUUGGAGCUGGACCUCAGUGUCCGGGUAGAACGAUGGGGAUGGAGACGCUCCUUCAGGUCUACUGGGCCAUUUAGGGCUUUGAAGGUCACCACCAACACUUUGGAUUGUGCUCAGAAACGUACUGGGAACUUCCGGGUUGGCGCCUCCAGGCAAUGGCGGAGUUCCUCCGAUCGGGAGGAAUUUGCUCCGUGGAAAUUAGGGUCUGACCGCCACGGCGAAGGCGGAGACCCACUGAAAUCACAGGCGGGAGAAGCCUGUGAACUUGGGAUUCGGCUGGCACCCUUUGCGCCUCCCCUACUCGCGGGGAAACCCUGAUUUGGGGAUCCGGAGCGAAGUGGGGUGAGUGGCGCAGUGCUUCGAAUUGACUGCUUCUCUCACGGAGUGAAGCCGCAUCGCUGUUGCCGGAGAGCGCUGACUUUUUCCUGUGGACAGUUGGAUUUUAAACAACUACCCGUGAGUAGAACGGAAAAUUAGAUCCUUAAAUUCAUUAAUUUGGCAUCGAAACGGGAAGGUUCUAAACAGGAAGUCCGCCUUCCUUUUUUGUAAACAGAUUGAAGCAAAGAAGUUGCAAGUUAAAGCCUUGGAAAGUUUAUUUUUGUAAAGGAUUAAAUCUCCAUCGGUUAAAACUACUAAACCCCCCUUGGAAGCAGGAGAAGAGGGGGGAAAUUUUGGACCUAGUGAGCCUGCAGGAGAGAGUGAAAAACCAAAUUACCACUGCUCCAAACCUGGAAACGGGCUGCCAGAAAGAGUGACGUUUUUUGACAGCUAGCAAUAAGAGAAAUAUAUUGUUUCCAUUGUACUCAUCUGCGUUUAAAAAGUAGGAAAAGAAACUACCUUUAUAGUUUAAACUGUGUUUGAAAGGAUUGAUACAAGUGGAGACUGUUUCCCUCUAGAGAGAGCUUUUGAAACAGUUACAAGAGUGGAGCUGGGGUUUUUCCAGUUGCAAGAUAAGAACUGUGUGAAAUAGAGAUCGACCUUGGACUUUAAGAAUGUUGACAGAAGGAGCCUUAGUGACUGUAUUAUGUAAGAUAAGCUAUUCGUUGGAACAGCUGCACAAGAAGACGGACGCUAUGAAUACCAAACUUGAGAACUUGGGACAAAAAGUGACUAAUUUGGAACAAAAAGUGACUAUUAAUGCAGAAAUUGUUCAGGAUUUGACACAGGAACCUACCUUGACAGGACAAACUGGGGAGAAGACGAAGGAGAAUGUUGGUGUUGUUAAACCUAAAAUAAUACAAGUGGAAGCCCCAGUUUUACAGAGGCAAACUGAGGAUUAUAAGUGGAGGCCUUUUAUGAACGAAUAUAGAAAAAGUCAGAAUUUGAAGAUUGGAGCCCUGUUUGGAUUGAAGAAGGAAGGUUGGAUAGACUCUUUCAUGCAGAGAUUUACUGACCUUUGGGUCCUGAAUUUGGGUCAGGAGGUGAUUGGAGUUGUGGGGGCCUUUGGAUCUGGGGGAGCCUUGAAACAUGAUUUGAGAUAUUGUAUGGACACUGGUUUUAGCUGUGGAGAGUUGGUUGGUCUGUCGAGAGGGAAUGGGGGCAUGGUUGGGUCGGGGCCCCCCCAAGACCUGCGCUUCAGCACCCUCAGCAUCAAAGAAUGUGAAGAAAAACUGCAGAAGGGACUUGGAAAAGAUUUAAGAGCCUCGGACAGAAGAUCUCCAGGUUGAUGAACUAUAUGGAAUGGAUGGAAAUGACUGGCAGAAUCCGAGACCAGGGAGAAGAGAUGGUGGUAGAAGAUUGGGAAAGUUUAAAGUUUAUAUAUAGAAAUAUUGUAAAUUUAAUGAGUGUUAGAAAAUUGUUGGAAUGAAAUUUUAUGGCUUUAGCAGAAGUGUUAUAAGGAGUUAGGUAUAAAUAAGUAUUUCAGUAUUAAUGGAAAAUAAGGUAAAAAAUAUGUUAAGAUAUUCAUAAUGAUAAAAAUAGAGAAAGAUGGAAAGGAAUUGCUGAAACAAGUAAUAGAAGUGGAAUACAAAAAGGGAGGUGAGAGGAGGUCGAUGGAAUAAGGGAAUGAAAAAUAGAGUAAUGAAAUGGUAUGGUAUAUGUUUUUAAAUUGUUGUUCUUUUGCUUUGUUUAGUUUAGUGUGUUAAGGUUGUGUUUUGUAUUGUUUAUUGUAUUGUAUUGUUUUUUCUUUUCUUUCUCUUUUAUUCUUCUUCUCUGCUCUAUCUUGUUUUUUUCUUUUGCCUAUUUUCUUCUUUCUUCUUUUCUUGUAAGUUUUAAAAGCAAUAAAGAUUAUUUUUUUUAAAAAAACAGAAAUGUACUGGGAGCCAAUGUAGGUCUUUCAGGACCGGUGUUAUAUGGUCUUGGCAGCCUCUCCCAUGCCCCAGUCUAGCUGCUGCAUUCUGGAUUAGUUGUAGCUUUCGGGUCACCUUCAAAGGUAGCCCCACGUAGAGCGCAUUGCAGUAGUCCAAGCGAGAGAUAACUAGAGCAUGCACCACUCUGGCCAGACAGUCCGCGGGCAGGUUAGGGUCUCAUCCUGCGUACCAGAUGGAGCUGGGAGACAGCUGCCCUGGACACAGAAUUGACCUGCGCCUCCAUGGACAGCUGUGAGUCCAAAAUGACUCCCAGGCUGCACACCUGCUCCUUUAGGGGCACAGUUACUCCAUUCAGGACCAGGGAGUCCUCCACACCAGCCCGCCCCCUGUCCCCCAAAACAGUACUUCUGUCUUGUCAGGAUUCAGCCUCAAACCCUCGGGUCCCUCCCAGCAUUCCAGUUUGAGGAGUCUGUGUGCUGUGAAUGUUUCUCUCUCCUUCCGCAGUUCUCGGUGUACGUGCUGGACGAACGCUUCCCCCUGGUGCCCGCCCUCAGCUGGGAGCACAUGAUGCAGCGGCCGCCCAUCUACGGCCUCCUCAGCCCGGCCGUCACUCCGCUGCGCAGUCACAAGCUCCUCCUCGGCUCCCACCACGACCAAGAACUCUUGCUGCUGCAGUACACAGGUGGGGGGGCGAGGCAGGGGCUGGGGGGUGCAGGGAGUGGAUCAGAGUACCCCCCCAUUGGCAUAUGCACUUACCGGGGUCUGAGCGGGUGGCGGCUGACCAGAGACCUUGGGGUUGUGGCGGCUAGCACAACAGAGAUGCCCAAAAGCCUCUUCUGCCAGGAAGUGGGAUGUUGAAAGAAGCAGGAGGAUGUUGAUGGCUUUAAAAGAGGAGGAGACAAAAUUUGGGGCGGGGGGAGGCGGCUCCUGGUGGCUCCUGGCCAGGGGGUCCUGGCGAUGCUCCUGUGGUCAGCAAUGCUUCUAGAUCCCAGUUGAUCCAGCGGCCGGGCCGUUACCGCAUUUUUUGCUCUAUAAGACUCACUUUUUCCCUCCUAAAAAGGAAGGGGAUAUGUGUGCGUGUCUUAUGGAGCAAAUGCAGGCUGCACAGCUACUCCAGAAGCCAGAACAGCGAGAGGGAGCGCUGCGCAGUGAUCCCUCUUGCAGUUCUAGCUUCUGGCUUAGCCCCUCAGUCCCUUCCCCCGCCUCCCAGAAAAGCCCCCAAGAGCCGCGCGGAGUGUGUGUGUGGCGCUUGGGGGCUUUUCCCCAGGAGGGAGAAGGGCAGCCCGUCAGUGAUGGGAUGCGUACAGGCUCUGCUCAGCGCUCCCUUUAAAGAAUAUUUUUUUUCUUGCAUUCCCCAUCUAAAUAAAUAGGUGUGUCUUAUGGAGCGAAAAAUACGGUAUGCUCUUGCACUCCUAAGUAGGACACAAUGCGGCACCAAAACUAUAGAGCCCCCUCUGGCAAGGUCUGCUGGUGCCCCCCAACUUCAGUGAUGCAAGAUUGGGUGACCCCCCCUUUCGCCUGAUUUUGCUGCUCCAGAGCUUUUCUGGUGGGGUGAAUCCUUGGGGGUCGCGAGGGGCCGGCUGAGCUGGGAGACGCAGUUGUGGGUUGGGAGACUGAUCCACCUCUUUCCACAGGUGGCGCCGACACCCCUUGCCAGCUCUGGGGCCCCCCACGGAAGGUGCCUUCGAUCCUCGAGAGCCUGCCCCACUUCCCUGUGCAAGUGCCCAUCUGGCAGGAGGCUCUGCGCCAGCGUCUCGCCCUGCCCACUGCAGGUACUUGGGGGGGGGAGGGCUUGAGCCAGACUGGAAGCAGCUUAGACACACGCCCUCCCCCAAGUGGUGAGCAAGGGCAGGUGUGCAGACCAGUCCCUUCAAAAUCCGACUGAAAGGAGAUCCGUCAGAACGUGGCGGGCACAGGGGCCAAGAGGGGACCAUGUCCAGGAAAGUGGUGGGAGGUAUUGCUGAAGAGAGAAUUAGCAAGUAUGUGGAAGAACAAGCUUUGCUUGAAGCAGAAGCAGCAUGGCUUUUGCAAGGGGAUUUCCUGUUUCAUUAGCCGAUGAGAAUUCUUUUCAGAGCGUCCACAAGCAAGAGGAGAGAGGUGGCCCCACCAGGGUCAAAAGCUUUCAGGGCUUAGGGCAACUGAAAACCACUGCACAGCUCAGGGAAUUACUUUUAAUUAGCAAUCUACCAUUCGGCUUUGAAAUGUCGGACUAGUGUAAGUUAGCUCUCGAAAUGUAGGAGCUGUUUGUUUGUUUUUUAAAAAACAUUUUUAUUACUUUUCCAUUUUUCCCCAUUUAAACCUACUUUUGACAUCCACUUUAUAAAUUGCUCAUCUGAGCAUUGACUUCAUGGUUUCCCACUUUAUAUCUUUACAGCCUAGCAUUUAUUAGUUUUCCCUUUUCCCUUAUUCCUUCUGUUCUCUGAUUUUAAGUAAUAUGAAAAGGGUACAUAUCAUGAACAUUACAAGUCUUCUUACAAGCCUACUAGUGUUGUUAAUUGCUUACAAUGUUCUUUCAAAUAUAAUAUAAAUUUACUCCAGUCUCUUUGGAAAGCUUGAGCCGGUUGUUUUCGGAUCUUCCCGGUCAGUUUUGCCAAAUGUGCAUAGUCCAUCAUUUUUGCCUGUCUCUCUCCUAACGUUGGUGUCUCUUGCUGUCCCUCAAACAUAUACAUAGAAUACUUAAUUAAGCAUAGAUAAUGGGUGAGUAGAAAUUUGUAAGAAAAAUUAAAAGAUCAGUUAACACAGCUGUAUGGGGGGGGGCUUCAGAGGUGUGGAUCCAACAAUAUGGGCCUUCAGUUUAGGAUUGAAUUGUAGCAUAGACCAUUUUUUGUCGGAUAUCUAUCACGGCAGCACAAAAUCGAGCGACUGAAUAUGUGACUUCUGGGCGCUCCUGACCCCUUGAAAUGAGGGGCCGGACUCUCUGGCCGUGCCCUCUUUCCUCCACUAAGUGGGGCCCCCACUGACGGUUCCCUUCCACCCCCAGGCAUCGCAGCUGCCCUUGGUAAGCAGGGCCAGAGUCAGACCCUGCUGGUCUUCCAGCUCUCUGAGGCCGGCGAUCUCUUCUACCAGCCCUUGCUCCACCAGGAGGAGGACGACGAGGAGGAGGAAGAAGAUGGAGACUCCGAGGGGCCACAGUCGGCCCCAGAAGCCCCACAGGAGGAAGAGGAUGCCCCCCGAGGCCCUGACGAAGCAGCCAGACCGCGCGAAGGCUGCCCUCUGCCACCUGCCGCGCCCGCAGCACCUAUGGCCGCACCCUCCGCUUACCAGCGCUGGAUCAGGGCCUUCCGGAAGGCCUGGAAGCGUCUCCCCGAGGCAGCCCAGGGCCGGGCGCGGCUGCCGGCCGUCCUCAGCCAGAGGCGCCUCUUCACUCGCCAGGAGCUGCGGGAGCCGGUCGGGAAUCAGGCCCCCUCGAACGGGGAGGCCCGACAGCGCCUGCGCCAGGCCAUGCGGGAGAAGCUGGCCGUGUGCCCCCAGGAGCCUGCUGGCAGGGCCCCCUCGCCCCCGGGGCUGGAGCAGGAGGGCCCCCCGGGGGAGCUGGGCCAGCGCCUGGCCGCCUCCUGGGCCGGCGGCUGGGCCGACUGGUGGCAGGAGAAGCUGGGCGCCACCAAGGCGCAGAAGCAGCGGGCGCUGAGGGAGCAGCGGCGGAGGCGCAAGAGGGCGCGGGGCACCCCCAGCCUUUCGGGGAGCUUCACCUCCACCACCAGCUACCAGUCGGACGCCAGCGACUCCUCCUGGUGGGCAGCCAGCAGCCAGACCCCCAGCGAGGCCCCCACCGACUCAGAAAGCCUCUACUCUCUGGCCUCUGCCACCAUGAAAGCCCCCAGCCUGGCACCUGAGUCUCGCGUCUCCGUUCCCUGCUCCCCGACUGCUUCCCAGGGCCCCCCGCCCGACUCCCAGGGCCCCCGUGACGCUUCCCAGGGCUCCCCCUCGUCCUCGCAGCUGCUCUCGUCCCAGACCCUCUCCACCCGCGGGAUCCCCAAGGAGCGCCGCCAGACCCUCCGCAACUACCUGGCCAUCUUUGACGAGCCCGACGAGCCCCCGGCCGAGCUGCCAGCCAGCCAGGCCUCCAGCCGCGGGAGCCAGCGCCCCCUCCCCUCCUCCCAGGGCUCCCAGGGGCCCCGCAAGAGACCCCGCAUGGGCUUCUGAGCCCCUCUCCUCCCCGUCAAUGGAAUAAAGCUGGCUUUCUGCCCAGCUGGGCCUCGUGGCUGUCGGACUUGCGCUACGACCGAGCUCCUCCUCCUCCGGUCGAGUCCUUCGGAAUCUCCUCCGACAAUGAUUAACGACCUGAGCCUUUGAUGAGGCUCCAAGCACGUUCCCCCAUUAGGCAGAGCAUCCAGCACGCAGGGAAGGAGCCGAGACAAUAUGAGCUACAUUGCAAAGAGAUUUAUUCCUAACUACGCAGACAGAAAAGAAAUAUACAUGCUCUCUCUGUGAAAGCAGAGAACCAACUGAACAGCAAAGGAACAGGAAGCAGUAACAUCACAUCCGUCUUCCGUGAGACUUCCAACAGCCUGGAAUCUCUGGAAUGCAAAACAAGAGUCUUGUGACUCCAAGCAACUGCACGGUGGCAACACAAAGAAACCUAAUAGUGGCUUCCCACCUCCUCACGGGGGUCUCAUCCUGGGGUGGGGGCCUUCCGCCACACACACAGCAGAGUCCUCCUGUCUCCCCACCCCAGUGGGCUGGACCCACAACCUGCCUCAUCUGCCCUUUCCUUUUUUUAUAUACCGUAUAUACUCGAGUAUAAGCCGACCCAAAUAUAAGCCGAGGCACCUAAUUUUACCACAAAAAACUGGGAAAACUUAUUGACUCGAGUAUAAGCCGGUUCACCACACCAGAGGCUGGUGGCGGAAGUGGCGGAGGAAGGAGCAGCAGCCCGAAAGGACCCUCACUCGAGUAUAAGCCGAGGGGGGCUUUUUCAGCAUUAAAAAUGUGCUGAAAUAGUCAGCUUAUACUCGAGUAUAUACGGUAUAUAAUAUUUAUUGAGUUUCCAUUUUAUAAUAUGUAAAAAUAUCCUUAUUUAUCACAUUAUUUUUUGUUCAUAUGAGCUGGUCAACUCCCCUCCUGCCUCGUGGUUACGGCUUAAUUCAGGCUUCCUCAACCUCGGCCCACCAAAUGUUUUUGGCCUACAACUCCCAUGAUCCCUAGCUAGCAGGACCAGUGGUCAGGGAUGAUGGGAAUUGUAGUCUCAAAACAUCUGGAGGGCCGAGGUUGAGGAAGCUUGGCUUAAUUCUUCACUGUAUCAUCACAUUUGUACCUCUUCCUGUUUACAUUUCAUCCAUUUCGAUUAUCACGUUUUCAAAUAAAUAUAAAAAGGUAUGAAUCAUCAACAUUGCAAGUCUUCUUAAGUCAGUCCUGCUGAUGUUGUUAAUUCUUUGCAGUUGCCUUUUUGGAAAGCCUGGUCACGGCUGGCUUCGGAUUUUGCCAGUCAGCUUCGCCAGUUCUGCACAUUCCAUCAUCUUCACCUGCCCCUCUUCUUUCGUUGGCAAUUCCUGUGGCUUCCAUUUUUGGGCCAACCAAGUCCUUCCUGCCCAAGUUGAAUACAAAUGAUUUUAUACUGAAAUGAUUUUAUAAUGUUGUAUUAUUUUACUGUUGUUAGCCGCUCUGAGCCCGGCUUUGGCCGGGGAGGGCAGGAUAUAAAUAAAUUAUU